Molecule: messenger RNA, 4041 nt
Organism: Hipposideros armiger (great roundleaf bat)
Lineage: Eukaryota; Metazoa; Chordata; Mammalia; Chiroptera; Hipposideridae
Gene: CNTNAP5
Product: contactin associated protein family member 5
Exons: 19
Coding region: 45-3050 (1001 amino acids)
Source: RefSeq, a predicted model, not a curated record
GCACUUCCGGACCAAGGGUGAGGCAGAUGCCUUAGACAUAGAUUAUGAGUUUUGGAGGAAUUCCAGUACCAGGCAAACCUGGGACCUUUUUAAAGAAAAACUUCCACGGAUGUAUGGAAAAUCUUUACUACAAUGGAAUAAACAUAAUUGACCUGGCUAAAAGACGAAAACACCAGAUUUACACUGUGGGCAAUGUCACUUUUUCCUGCUCCGAACCACAAAUUGUUCCCAUCACAUUUAUCAACUCCAGCAGCAGUUAUUUGCUGCUGCCCGGCACCCCCCAAAUUGAUGGGCUCUCAGUGGGUUUCCAGUUUCGAACAUGGAACAAGGAUGGUCUGCUUCUGUCCACAGAGCUGUCUGAGGGCUCGGGGACCCUGCUGCUGAGCUUGGAAGGCGGGACCCUGAGACUCCUGAUUCAGAAAACGACAGAACGGGCAGCUGAAAUCCUCACAGGCAACGGCUUGAAUGACGGCCUAUGGCAUUCAGUCAGCGUCAACGCCAGAAGGAACCGCAUCACUCUCACCCUGGAUAACGACGCAGCGUCCCCUGCUCAAGACGCCACCCGGAUACAGAUUUAUUCCGGAAGUAGCUACUACUUUGGAGGGUGCCCUGACAAUCUCACCGCUUCCCAAUGCUUAAAUCCCAUUAAGGCUUUCCAAGGCUGCAUGAGGCUCAUCUUUAUUGAUAACCAGCCCAAGGACCUCAUUUCAGUUCAGCAAGGUUCCCUGGGGAAUUUUAGUGAUUUACACAUUGAUCUGUGUAGCAUCAAAGACAGGUGUUUACCAAACUACUGUGAACAUGGAGGAAGCUGCUCCCAGUCGUGGACUACCUUCUAUUGCAACUGCAGUGACACAGGUUACACUGGCACCACCUGUCAUCACUCCCUCUAUGAGCCAUCCUGCGAGGUGUACAGGCACCAGGGGAACACGGCUGGUUUCUUCUUCAUCGACCCUGAUGGCAGCGGGCCGCUGGGACCUCUCCAAGUGUACUGCAAUGUCACAGAGGACAAGAUCUGGACAUCAAUGCAGCACAACAACACAGAGCUGACCCAUGUACGGGGUGCUAGCCCCGAGAAGCCCUACUCCAUGGCUUUGGACUAUGGGGGCAGCAUGGAGCAGCUGGAGGCGGUGAUUGACAAUUCUGAACACUGUGAGCAGGAAGUGGCCUACCACUGCAGGAGGUCCCGCCUGCUCAACACACCAGAUGGAGUCCCAUUUACCUGGUGGAUUGGGCGGUCCAAAGAAAGGCACCCUUACUGGGGAGGUGCUCCUCCUGGAGUUCAGCAAUGUGAAUGUGGCCUGGAUGAGAUUUGCCUGGACAUUCGGCACUUUUGCAAUUGUGAUGCUGACAAGGAUGAAUGGACAAAUGAUUCUGGCUUUCUCUCCUUCAAAGACCACUUGCCUGUCACUCAGAUAGUUAUUACUGAUACCAACAGAUCAAACUCAGAAGCUGCUUGGAGAAUUGGUCCAUUGCGUUGCUAUGGUGACCGACACCUCUGGAACGCAGUCUCAUUUUAUACAGAAGCCUCUUACCUCCACUUUCCCACCUUCCAUGCGGAAUUCAGUGCCGAUAUUUCCUUUUUUUUUAAAACCAUGGCUUUAUCUGGAGUUUUUCUAGAAAACCUUGGCAUUACAGACUUCAUCCGACUUGAAAUAAGCUCUCCUUCCAAGGUCACUUUUGCCAUUGAUGUUGGGAAUGGCCCCGUAGAACUCGUGGUCCAGUCUCCUUCUCUUCUGAAUGACAACCAAUGGCAUUACGUUCAUGCAGAGAGGAACCUCCAGGUGACCUCGCUCCAGGUGGACAGCCUCCCGAGGAUGACCAGGGAGACUUCAGAGGAUGGUCAUUUCCGACUGCAGCUGAACAGCCCAUUGUUUGUAGGGGGAACAUCAUCAAAACAGAAAGGCUUCCUGGGAUGCAUGCGUUCCUUACACUUGAAUGGGCAGAAACUGGACCUGGAGGAGAGGGCCAAGGUCACAUCUGGAGUCCGGCCAGGAUGCCCAGGCCAUUGCAGCAGCUAUGGUAGCAUCUGCCAUAAUGGGGGCAAGUGUGUGGAGAAACGCAGCGGAUACUUAUGCGAUUGCACCAGUUCACCAUAUGAAGGGCCCUUCUGCAAAAAAGAGGUUUCUGCUGUUUUUGAGGUUGGCACUUCAGUUACUUAUAUGUUUCAAGAACCUUACCCAGUGACCAAGAAUAUAAGCCUCUCAUCCUCAGCAAUUUACUCGGAGUUAGCUCCAUCUAAGGAAAACAUCGCAUUUAGUUUUGUGACCUCCCAGACACCCAGCCUCUUGCUUUACAUCAAUUCUUCCUCUCAGGACUUCCUGGCCAUCCUGCUCUGCAAGAAUGGAAGCUUACAAGUUCACUAUCAGCUGAGCAAGGAAGAAACCCAUGUAUUCACCAUUGAGGUAGAGAACUUUGCCAACAGAAAGAUGCACCACUUGAAGAUCAACCGAGAGGGAAGAGAGCUUACUAUUCAGAUGGAUCAGCAACUCCGACUCAGUUAUAACUUCUCCCCAGAAGUGGAGUUCAGGGCUGUAAGGUCACUCACCUUGGGCAAAGUCACAGAGAAUCUUGGAUUGGACUCUGAAGUUGCUAAAGCGAACACCCUGGGUUUUGUUGGUUGCCUGUCUUCAGUCCAGUACAAUCAUAUCACACCCCUGAAGGCAGCUCUGCGCCAUGUCACCAUUGCACCUGUGACUGUCCAUGGGACCUUGACAGAAUCCAGCUGUGGCUCGCUGAUGGAUUUGGAUGUGAAUGCAGUGACCACGGUGCAUUCUUCAUCAGAUCCCUUUGGGAAGAGAGAUGAGCGGGAGCCACUCACCAAUGCCGUUCGAAGUGAUUCAGCCGUCAUUGGAGGAGUAAUCGCAGUUGUGAUAUUCAUCAUCUUCUCCAUCAUCGGCAUCAUGACCCGGUUCCUUUACCAGCAUAAGCAGUCACAUCAUACUAACCAGAUAAAGGAGAAAGAAUAUCCAGAAAAUUUGGACAGUUCUUUUAGAAAUGACAUUGACUUGCAAAACACAGUAAGCGAGUGUAAGCGGGAAUAUUUCAUCUGAAAAACUGCAGGGUCACCUAAUACUCUUCUGUUGUGUUGUUAAAAUUUUUCUCCUUCUCCUCUUCCUCCUGUCUCUUAAUUCUGGUCAUUCCCCUUCUCUUAUUUGUUUGCCAUUGAUUUUUGGAGCAUACCCACCUCCACCACAGCAUUUAUCCCCCUGACCCAGCCCCGAAGACCAGACAGCUAUGGCCACUGUCUUCAACAAAUCUAUCGUGGUGAUAAAGAUCACUUAGUAGACUGACUUUACUACUCCAGACAAGGAAGAGACAUGUGUACAUAUUCAGUUCUGCAUUUCUGGUUUCAAAGAUGCACUCCUCAGUUCCGCAGUCAUUCAGUCUUGCUGGCUUACUUUGAACCCGAGCUCUGUGACUUAGACAUAGAACAGUCAUCUUGGACAUCCUCCCCAUCUCAAGUCCAUUCCUACCAGGGAACUCAGGGUAGAGAAGGAAGAUGCGCCAGGCCCGGUUUCCUUCAGUGGCACUUUAAAAGGAACAAAAGAGCUUUGCUUUGUGGUUAUUUUCCUUCCCAUAAUAAAUGGGCUACCAAAGGAAGCCCAUUGCCCUAACUCAGCACCCUUUUUCACUCUGACUGUUAUACCCCAAGUAAUUUCCAAUAUAGGAUUCCUGAUAGUAUGAGCUAUUACUUUGCUCCUUUCUUGCCACUCUCUCCUGGGGUUGAUACUUCAGACAGCACACUCUAGCAUAAAUCUAGGACAAGCAUGGGAAAUAGUAGCUUAAACUAGGGGGUAAAAAGUACUGCUAGGAAGUAGAUGUUCUAUAACUUCAAAAAAUGCUGCUUCCAAUUUUGUAAGAAAUGGUAGCUAGCUAAUUCCUGGGAUUAUUAUACUGAGGUAUACAUAUAUAUACAAAAAAUCAAAUACAAGUCUAAAAUAGUACCUGUUUCCAUGAAAGAGUUUAAGCCAUCUUAACUCAGCAGAAGAAAGAAAGAAGGAAGGUAGGAAGGAAGGAAGGAAGGAAGGAAGGAAGGAAGGA